Messenger RNA from Aplosporella prunicola CBS 121167, 1722 nucleotides. RefSeq lists its product as uncharacterized. The transcript is spliced from 2 exons. The record is from RefSeq and is a predicted model, not a curated record. NCBI's taxonomy places the organism in Eukaryota, Fungi, Ascomycota, Dothideomycetes, Botryosphaeriales, Aplosporellaceae. Bases 1 to 1722 code for a protein of 573 amino acids.
AUGGAAGUUUUUGGUAGGGCUCCACCGUACAAGUACCCCUCAUCGCCGACCCCGCAGACUCGCCGUGACAACUCACCACCCAUCAUGGCCGACGAUGCAGCUCAAUCCGAACGAUCCAACUCCCCCGUGGCCUGGGCCUCGGCUUCGCCAGCUCUGACUUCCUCGUCGGCAUCCUCUCUCUCCGGCAGGUCGUCAGGUUCGCGGUUAUCGUGGGGCGCUGCCGCCAGCGGCGUGCCCAACGGCCGGCGUGGUUACAUGCGCCCAGAGGGCACCACGUUUGCCGAUUCGGCCAAGAACAGAGAGAGUGUCAUGAGCCUUGGCACCAUUGCACACCUGCAAUACUAUUUCGCGAGAACCGGCCUGCUGGAUGAGAAGGGUGGGCGGCACAACAAGGAGACCAAGCGUAAGAAGAGCAACGGUCCCACCGAGGGACCCAAUACGGCGGCGGAUCGCUCUCACGAGAGCUUUAGGCACAGCUUUUUGUCUUACUCGGAUGACAAACGGGCCAGCUUCAUUUCGUCGUCCGAUGAUGCCAUCAUGGACGAGCCAGGAAUGGUCGAGAGUCCCGUGGCCGAAGACGAAGACGGCGUGUCUUGGAACAUGGGCCCAAUGCUCCCGCCCACUGUCAGCACAUAUAAGAACAAAGUGAUCUAUGUGCCGCCGCCUCCGAAUAUGAUCGUUCUCAGGCGAGAGCUCAGAGAGGCCUUGGACGAUGCACGGAGUGUCCUGUCGGAGACGGAGAAGCCCGAAUCUAUGGAGAAAUACAAGCGGCAGGCUGCCGAGAGCGAGAAGGCGGCAGCCAAGGCCGCUGAGAAGCAGCAGCGGGAAGACGCGCUGGGCGCUCCUCCUACGCCCGAGGAAGCCGAAGCGACGGAGACAAGCCUGCAACUAGUCCAAGGUUGGCACGAAAUCCAAGGUCUCCACGUCCUCGACAAGGUCACGCUCGCGAUCCGGGCAGCAAAGAACUAUUACACUGCGCACGAAGAUCCCCAACGCCUAUACGCGAUCAAGUCCGAGAAGAGCAUCAGAAGCGAGCUAUACCAGGUUCUCGAGGUGUUGAAGCGGAUGGCAGCGCGAGACUUUGUCGGAGGCAUGCGUGACAAUGAACGAGAGCCCGUGUUUGCAUGGAUCACGGAAAUUGAGAACAUGAUCAAUGCCGAGCAAGAGAAGGAAAUCGCCGAGGAGCAAAGGCGCGAACGGUGGAGCUGGCGAGAGGGCGACUGGGAUGGCAGGGAGCGCGAGCGCGAGCUGCUAUUUCUCAAAACAUUCGACGAAGACCCCGACAACCUGCCGGAAUGGACGGAUCCCGGCGAGGCUCGGGAACUACCGACGCCCUUCCUGCAAGCAUUCCAGAGCGGGCUCAGGCUAGUGCGCCUGCACAACGAGCUAGUUAGGAAGUCGCGUCGGCAGUUUGAGGAGAUCAAGAUCUACCACACGGACACGUCGCUGCCGUACCGGUGCGCGGAGAACCUGAGGUAUUGGGUCAAGGCGGCGGAGCUACGGUGGGAAAUCAAGCUGAAGGUUGACGUAAUGGCGAUCGUGCACGGCGAGAGCGACGAGGCGUGGAGGGCGUUUGACAUGGCGCUGCUGCGGUGGUGCAAGGGCGUGCGGGAGGAGAUCACGAUGGAAUGGAAGAAGUCGAAGCGCCAGGGGCUGCUGAGGCCGCCGACGCUGGUGGUGGACAGCGAGGCGCAAGAGAAGGUGGCGGCGGGGUUCAUCUGA